This is a messenger RNA of Tachyglossus aculeatus (Australian echidna), 2995 nucleotides long. Its product is annotated as vomeronasal type-2 receptor 26-like. The record is from RefSeq and is a predicted model, not a curated record. Gene Ontology annotation, biological process: G protein-coupled receptor signaling pathway. The coding region runs from base 1 to 2889 and encodes 962 amino acids. Gene Ontology annotation, molecular function: G protein-coupled receptor activity. The transcript is spliced from 9 exons. NCBI's taxonomy places the organism in Eukaryota, Metazoa, Chordata, Mammalia, Monotremata, Tachyglossidae. Gene Ontology annotation, cellular component: membrane.
AUGACUCUCAGAGAAAUUGGAGCCUGUGAAAAAGGCUCCUCACACAGUAUCAGCCCAGAUCCUAUAAAAGCUCUCUUCACUGCUCCUGGCUGGGGCUGGCUAAGACUCAGGCUGUUUGCCUGGCUGGUAGAGGGCAUCCCUUUUGAAUGGGACCAGAGCAGCCAGGUGAUCUGGGACUCAGCAUCGUCCUCAGCUCAAGGCAGGCUCAGGGCUCCAGGUCUGGGAUCGGGAGACGAGGUCCUGAUGCUGCUGCGGCUGGUCUUGCUUCUUUGCUCACGGCUCCUGAUGCCAGCGGUCUCUGGGUCGGGGAGCCAAUGCUCCUUGCACAGGAACUACUCACGGGGCUACUACACAGACGGGGACCUGAACUUUUUUCCUGCUCCCUUGUCUCUCUACCUGCUGCUCUUCUCGCUGUCUUCCACGGGCCCUACCCUCCAAGCCCUCGAACCCCACUCCAACAACACCUGGAACAGAGCUGUGAGAAUUCUCUCCCCCUUUCCUUAUAGCCAUGUUGCCAAACAUAACCAGCACGUCCUGGCCCUGGUGUUUGCCAUGGAGCAGAUCAACAAAGACCCCAGCCUCCUGCCCAACGUCUCCCUGGGAUUCCACAUCUCCGAUAAUUUAUUCCGGGAGAGGCUGGCCGUGGAGCAGGCUCUGAUCCUGCUCUCGGGCGCGGGCCGGACAGUUCCCAAUUACAGCUGCGAGGGGCGGCGCAAACUGGUGGCCGUCAUCGGAGGAAUCAGGUCGACCUUGUCUGUUGCCAUGGCCAACGUCAUCGGAUUCCACAAGCUUCCGCAGAUCACCUAUGGCCCCUUUGAUGGCUCCCUGAGGGAUCCGGUGCAGUUCCCCUCCCUCUACCAGGUGGCCCCCAGGGAUACCACUCAGCAGCGGGGAAUAGUCCAGUUGUUGGUGUAUUUUGGCUGGACCUGGGUCAGCCUGAUAGUCUCCAAUAACAUUCAAGGUGAAAUAUUCAGCCGGGACCUGACACAAGAGAUGAGCAGACAUGGAGUCUGUGUGGCCUUAACAGAAAGGAUUCCUGAAACUGACUACUAUGGCACAAGACACGUAGAAAAGUUAAAUCAAAAGAUGAAUGAUUUGUCGACCAAUGUGGCUGUUGUCUAUGGUGACAUCGACUCCCUCAUCAUGUUUAAAUGGGUUGCCAGUUGGUUUGGUGUUACCGGGAAGGUUUGGGUCAACACGGCUCAUUUUGAUGACACCGUCAGUAAUGAUUACCACCCAUAUAAAAAUUCCUUCUUAGGCUCUUUGUCACUUUCUGUCCACACGGAUGGUGUGCCUGGAUACCAAGAUUUCCUUCGAGUAGCUAACCCUUCAAAGUACCCCAAUGAUGUUUUUCUCAAGGAUUUCUGGCAAGCCCGACUAGGCUGUGUCUUUAAAGCUUCCAAACAUACUGAACACGCCCGGGCGUCUACCUGCUAUGGAAAUGAGAGUUUUGACAGACUAGGGUUCCUUAGCAUUGACAUGGAGCUUACAGGUCUGCGACACAAUUUGUACAGCGCUGUAUAUUGGGUGGCACACGUGCUUGAUGAGAUGCUUUCAUCCAGGUCAGAAAUGGAAACGUCCGGGCCGGAGGAAACAAUGGUGCCCCCUCCGUGGCAGCUCCACUCCCUCCUGAGACAGAGACCGUUCAAGGCAAGCAUUGGGAACCACCAAGAUAUUUAUGGUAGCACUGAAUCAAUCCCGAGUUAUGAUAUACUGAAUUUACAGAAAUACCGUUUUCCCACGUGCCUGCGAGUGAAGGUUGGAGAGUUUAAACCUCAGGCAUCUAUGGGGAAUGAUUUGAUCAUUAAUGAGGAGGCCAUUGUAUGGAACUCAGGAUUCUCCCAGACCCCUCAGUCCACAUGCAGUGAAAGCUGUCUCCCUGGAUUCAAGAAAACAGCUCGGGAGAGGAAGGCUGUCUGCUGUUAUGAUUGCACUCCGUGCCCCAAGGGUGAGAUCUCCAACCAGACAGACACGGCUCAGUGUUGGAAGUGCCCUGACGAUGAGUAUCCCAAUGAGCAGAGAGAUGACUGCCUCCCCAGAGUCACGAUUUUCCUCUCUUUCGACGAGCCGCUGGGGAUUGUCCUGGUUUCUACAGCUCUUUCUUUCUCCCUGAUUACAGUCCUGACCUUGGGGAUCUUUAUCAAGUACCGGGACACGUCCAUCGUCAGAGCCAACAACCGCGGCCUUAGCUACAUCCUCCUUGUCUCCCUCUUGCUCUGCUUCCUCUGCUCGCUCAUCUUCAUCGGCCGUCCCAGUACAGCAUCCUGCCUCCUCCGACAAACUGCCUUCGGCAUCAUAUUUUCCGUGGCCGUGGCUUCGGUGCUGGCCAAAACCAUCACAGUGGUCCUGGCCUUCCGGGCCACCAAGCCGGGGAGCAGGUUCCGGGGAUGGAUGGGUCCCCGAAUAUCUAACCUUGUCGUCCUCGUCUGCUCCUUGAUCCAAGUGACCAUCUGCGGGGUCUGGUUGGGGACCUCUCCCCCUUUCCCUGACUCCAACACGCAGGCUGAGUUUGGCCACAUCGUUCUUGAGUGCAACGAGGGCUCCAUCACCGCCUUCUACUGCGUCCUGGGCUACAUGGGCUUCCUGGCCCUGGUGAGUUUCACGGUGGCCUUUCUGGCCCGGAAUCUGCCGGACACGUUCAACGAGGCCAAAUUCAUCACGUUCAGCAUGCUGGUGUUCUGCAGCGUCUGGAUCUCCUUCCUGCCCACCUACCUGAGCACCAAGGGCAAGGCCAUGGUGGCCGUGGAGAUCUUCUCCAUCUUGGCCUCCAGCGCUGGGCUCCUGGGCUGUAUCUUUGGGCCCAAGGUCUAUGUGAUCCUGCUGAGGCCGGACAGGAACACCCGGGACCAGUUAUUGAGGAAACGUAAUAUCGGCAUUCAAUCCCCUUGAUCUUUCUCCCAUAGACUAGUGCAAAGUCAACUUAUGUUCCCCUUCUUCCCCUAUCGAAAUUUCAGUUUUGGAGGGCCCCUAUCUUGUUCUAACUCUGCUAAGAUAC